This is a messenger RNA of Otolemur garnettii (small-eared galago), 4183 nucleotides long. RefSeq names its product neural precursor cell expressed, developmentally down-regulated 4, E3 ubiquitin protein ligase (gene NEDD4). Bases 1 to 3768 code for a protein of 1255 amino acids. Gene Ontology annotation, biological process: neuromuscular junction development; receptor catabolic process; regulation of dendrite morphogenesis. The transcript has 25 exons. The record is from RefSeq and is a predicted model, not a curated record. Gene Ontology annotation, molecular function: protein binding; ubiquitin-protein transferase activity; sodium channel inhibitor activity. Lineage: Eukaryota; Metazoa; Chordata; Mammalia; Primates; Galagidae.
AUGGCACAAAGCUUACGAUUGCACUUUGCAGCCAGAAGAAGCAAUACUUACCCUUUGUCAGAAACCUCCGGAGAUGAUUUGGAUAGCCAUGUUCACAUGUGCUUCAAAAGACCAACACGGAUUUCAACAUCUAAUGUUGUUCAAAUGAAGCUGACUCCCAGACAGACUACACCAGCUCCGUUAAUAAAGGAAAACGUGAAGCCUCAGGAAAGAUCAUCUGUUGUGUCAUCUGACAAUGUUAAUAAAAAGAGCAGCUGUCUCCAGAUUUCGCUACAGCCAACAAGGUACGGUGGAUGUCUUCAGUCUAGCAAUGUCUUAGCUGACGGUGAUGAUGCUUCAUUUACUUGUGUCUUGAAGGAUGGCAUUUGCAGCAGUGCUGGGGUCGAUAAUGAACUGAAUGCUGUGAAUGAUGGUAACCUUUUAAGCAGUGCUGCCAUUUGUAGUGGUAGCCUUAGUAACUUUUCAACCAGUGAUAAUGGAUCUUACAGCAGCAACGGUAGUGAUUAUGGGUCAUGUGCAAGUAUCACAAGUGGAGGUUCUUACACUAACAGUGUGAUCAGUGAUAGCAGUGGUUAUGUUUUUCCACCAAGUGAUGAUGCUUUUUUGGGUGGAAAUUUAUCUUCUGACAGCACGUCCAAUAGAAAUGUGCCAAACAGGAAUUCUACCCCAUGUGAAUUUUUUUCAAGAAGUACAAGUACAGUUCCCUUUGUCCAGAAUGACUUGGAGCAUGGAUUAGAGAUUAUGACAUUGCCAGUGAGCAGGAAUGCAAAAAUUCCACUGAAACGUUGCUCAUCCUUAGUCAUUUUUCCUAGGAGUCCUUCAAAUACCCCACCAACUUCUCCCACAAGUACAGGUCCUCUUCCAAGCAAAGGAUCCUAUCAGACUUCACACCAGUUUAUUAUUUCUCCAAGUGAAAUCGCACAUAAUGAAGAUGGUACGAGUGCUAAGGGGUUUCUUUCAACAGCUGUCAAUGGACUUCGAUUAUCUAAAACAGUUUGUACUCCUGGAGACGUCAGAGACAUACGGCCACUUCAUGUGAAGGGCUCAUUGCACAAGAAAAUUGUUAUUUCAAAUACUAGUCCGAGACAGACUGUUAGUGAGAAGUCAUCUGAAGGAUAUUCUUGCGUGUCAGUGCAUUUCACCCAACAGAAAGCCACUAUGUUAGAUUGUGAAACAAAUGGUGAUUGUAAACCAGAGAUGUCAGAAAUUAAACUUAAUUCUGAGUCAGAGUAUUUUAAGCUCAUGCCGAGGACAUCUGCAUGCUUACCAUCCUCCCACAACGUAGAUUAUCAAGUAAAUAUCGAUAGAGAGUUGGAAAGACCAAAUUCACAGAUGAACAAAAACCACGCUAUUUUACAAAGAAGUAUUUCAUUGGGAGGAACUUACCCAAAUAUUUCCUGUUUAUCCAGCCUUAAGCACAAUUGUUCUAAGGGGGGACCAUCUCAAUUACUCAUAAAGUUUGCAUCCAGAAAUGAAGGUAAAAUUGAUAAUUUAUCAAGAGACAGCAACAGAGAUUUCACAAAUGAACUAUCUAAUUCCUGUAAGACAAGAGAUGAUUUCCUAGGUCAAGUAGAUGUUCCACUUUAUCCAUUACCGACAGAAAAUCCAAGAAUGGAGAGACCUUAUACAUUUAAGGAUUUUGUUCUUCACCCAAGAAGUCACAAAUCAAGAGUUAAAGGUUAUCUGAGACUAAAAAUGACUUAUUUACCUAAAGCCAAUGGCUCAGAAGAAGAUAACGCAGAACAGGCUGAGGAAUUAGAGCCUGGCUGGGUUGUUUUGGACCAACCAGAUGCUGCCUGCCAUUUGCAGCAGCAGCAAGAACCUUCUCCUCUACCUCCGGGAUGGGAAGAGAGGCAGGAUGUCCUUGGAAGGACCUACUACGUAAACCAUGAAUCUAGAAGAACACAGUGGAAAAGACCAACCCCUCAGGACAACUUAACAGAUGCUGAGAACGGGAACAUUCAGCUGCAAGCACAACGCGCCUUUACCACCCGGCGGCAAAUAUCUGAAGAAACGGAAAGUGCUGACAACCGAGAGUCUUCCGAGAACUGGGAAAUUAUAAGAGAAGAUGAAGUCUCCAUGUAUAGCAAUCAGGCCUUCCCAUCGCCUCCACCAUCAAGUAACUUGGAGGUUCAGACUCAUCUUGCAGAAGAAUUGCAUGCCAGGCUCACUAUUUGUGGAAAUUCAGCCACCAGCCAGCCAGUAUCCAGCUCAAAUCAUUCCAGCAGAAGAGGCAGCUUACAAGCCUAUACUUUUGAGGAACAACCUACACUUCCUGUGCUUUUGCCUACUUCAUCUGGAUUACCACCAGGUUGGGAAGAAAAACAAGAUGAAAGAGGAAGAUCAUACUAUGUAGAUCACAAUUCCAGAACUACUACUUGGGCAAAACCCAUUGUACAGGCCACAGUGGAGACCAGUCAGCUGCCAUCAAGCCAGACUUCUUCUUCAGGCCCUCAACCACAGGUCCCCACAAGUGAUUCAGCACAGCAGGUGACCCAGCCGUCUGAAAUUGAACAAGGAUUCCUUCCGAAGGGCUGGGAAGUCCGGCAUGCACCAAAUGGGAGGCCUUUCUUUAUCGACCACAACACCAAAACCACCACCUGGGAAGAUCCAAGACUGAAAAUUCCAGCUCAUCUGAGAGGAAAGACAUCGCUUGACUCUUCCACUGACCUAGGGCCUUUACCUCCAGGAUGGGAAGAGAGAACACACACAGAUGGGAGAAUCUUCUACAUAAAUCACAAUAUAAAAAGAACCCAAUGGGAAGAUCCUCGGUUGCAGAAUGUAGCAAUAACUGGACCAGCUGUACCCUACUCCAGGGAUUACAAAAGAAAGUAUGAGUUCUUCCGGAGAAAGCUGAAGAAGCAGUUCCUUUCCCGCCACUGCGCGCUUGUGCCUGCAGUGUGGGAUAAUUAUACCCUACAGAUAAAUCCAAACUCUGGACUGUGCAAUGAGGAUCACCUCUCAUACUUCAAGUUUAUUGGUCGGGUAGCUGGCAUGGCAGUUUAUCAUGGCAAACUGUUGGAUGGUUUCUUCAUCCGCCCAUUUUACAAGAUGAUGCUGCACAAGCCAAUAACACUUCACGACAUGGAAUCAGUGGAUAGUGAAUAUUACAAUUCCCUAAGAUGGAUUCUUGAAAAUGACCCAACGGAAUUGGACCUCAGGUUUGUCAUAGAUGAAGAACUCUUUGGACAGACACAUCAACAUGAGUUGAAAACUGGUGGAUCAGAAAUAGUUGUCACCAAUAAGAACAAAAAGGAAUAUAUUUAUCUUGUAAUACAGUGGCGAUUUGUAAACCGGAUCCAGAAGCAAAUGGCUGCUUUUAAAGAGGGAUUUUUUGAACUAAUACCACAGGAUCUCAUCAAAAUUUUUGAUGAAAAUGAACUAGAGCUUCUUAUGUGCGGAUUGGGAGAUGUUGAUGUGAACGACUGGAGAGAACAUACAAAGUAUAAAAAUGGCUACAGUGUGAAUCAUCAGGUCAUACAGUGGUUCUGGAAGGCUGUUUUAAUGAUGGAUUCAGAAAAAAGAAUCAGAUUACUUCAGUUUGUCACUGGCACGUCCCGUGUGCCUAUGAAUGGAUUUGCUGAACUAUAUGGCUCAAAUGGACCACAGUCAUUUACCGUUGAACAGUGGGGUAGCCCUGAAAAGCUGCCGAGAGCUCAUACCUGCUUUAAUCGCUUGGACUUGCCACCCUAUGAGUCAUUUGAAGAAUUAUGGGAUAAACUUCAGAUGGCAAUUGAAAACACUCAGGGUUUUGAUGGAGUUGAUUAGAGUACAAAUAACAAUCUAUGGUGUUUUUACUGCUGCAGUUUUAUAAGCAAAAUCUUGGCUUAAAAUUUUCCAGGGAACUACUAAAACUUGGCCACUGAUUCUUCCAAAAUAUUGGAGAUCAUAUAAAAGCAUUGAAAGAAACCGUAUGACAGGUUUUCCAUGAUCUCCAUCACUUUUAAAUCACGUGUGGCAUUUAUGUAAUUGUUUCAUUAUAUCUUUGGAGUUCACAAUAUGGGCUCUAAGUCCUGUGUGCCUGAAAUAGUGAGUUUUAUCUUUGACAUUUACCUCUCGUAUAGUAUUUACGAGUAUAGGCAGUUCUUUCUUAAACUACUGAAGUUAUAACUGUGAAGUAUUUGUGAUAAGUGUCAUGUGUGAAAAGUUUGAUGCUUUUUGAGAAGGAAAACUGAAAUUUGGA